AGGUGCCUAAGAUCUGGCUAGGAGACCACACAAGGUUUAAGCUGUUUUCUCAGCGUCAAUGCAAGAUUUCUGACAAUAAAAGGUAAGCCGUUGACAUCGCGAAAAGUGAUCCGCCGUGCGUAAAAAGCAGUCGUUUAGUUCCCAGGUGCGCCACAGAAUGCCCCGGCUGACUCCAGCCACGUGGACCGCUCACAACAACAACAACAACAUGUUAAGUCCUGUCCUCUCUGAUGCACUCAUCCCACCCCCACCAACAAAACUCCGCGCGCCGUCCUCGCCGCGUCUCUCUCUGGCCCCGCACCAGCACCUCUCCAUCUCGCCGUACCAUUAGACUACCGAAGGAGGGGCCGUUCGGAUGACGGUCCCGCGGAGGGGAGGGUACGAGAGGCGGGACCAAAGUCUUCCCCGCUUCUCGGCGCUGACGAGUACGGGACUAGGGCUGGAGAGAUCGCCGGGGAGCAUCGUCACCACUCCUGCACGGAGCCUCGCCUGGCCGAAUACUGCACAGUGCACACGUCGGGAUUGCAAAACAUUCCUGAGAAAUAUACCUGCUAUUUAUGGCAUGUGGCUGGUAACUUUACUCCUGCUGUAUUCUUUUCAAGAAGUGCACAGCGAGGAUGUGGUCUCGACGCGGCUGUACUUUGUGAAUGCUUCCCUGCAGAGAGUGACCUUCUCCAGCUCAGUGGGGGUGUCCCUGCCCUGUCCUGCGGGUGGCGCCCCCCAUGCCGUCCUCCGCUGGUACCUGGCCACCGGCGACGACAUCUACGACGUGCCACACAUCCGCCACGUUCACGCCAACGGCACGCUGCAGCUCUACCCCUUCUCCCCCUCUGCCUUCAACAGCUUCAUUCAUGAUAAUGACUACUUCUGCACUGCCGAGAACCAGGCCGGCAAGAUCCGCAGCCCUAGCAUCCGUGUCAAAGCAGUGUUCAGGGAACCUUACACGGUUCGCGUGGCGGACCAAAGGUCCAUGCGGGGCAACGUGGCCGUCUUCAAGUGCCUCAUCCCCUCUGCUGUGCAGGAGUACGUCAGUGUGGUGUCCUGGGAGAAGGACACGGUCUCCAUCAUCCCAGGUAACAGGUUUUUCCUGACAUCAUAUGGGGCCCUCUACAUAUCUGACGUUCAGAAAGAGGAUGCCCUGUCCACCUACCGCUGCAUCACCAAGCACAAAUACAGCGGAGAAACCAGGCAGAGCAAUGGAGCUCGUCUCUCUGUGCUGGACCCCACUGAAUCCCCGCCUUCUGUGAUGGACAGUUUCCAGUCAGGAGAGGUACAAGUGGGGCGCAGCAUAGAGUUGCCCUGCAUCGCCUCCGGUUACCCAAACCCCACCAUCCGCUGGCUGAAGGAUGGGAGGCCGCUUCCCGCUGACUCCCGCUGGACGCGGCGACUGACCGGCCUCACAAUCAGCGAUCUCCGCCUGGAAGACUCUGGAAACUACAUCUGUGAAGUCACCAACAGCUUUGGCUCCAAAGAGGUCACAGGACACCUUAAUGUCAUCGAGCCUCUGAGAGUCACAUUAUCCCCCAAGAACCUGAAAACAGGCAUCAGCAGCACAGUGAUUCUGUCCUGUGCUGUUCAGGGCUCGCCCCACUUCACCGUCUCCUGGUUCCGCAACACAGAACCCAUUGUGCCUGACCAGCACUUCUCCAUCCAGGGAGCCCACAACGAGACACUCUUCAUCACGGCAGCCCAGAAAAGACACUCAGGGGCAUAUCAGUGCUUUGCCACCCGCAAGGGUCAGACCGCACAGGACUUCUCCAUCAUACUGCUUGAGGACGGCACCCCACGGAUCGUCUCGUCUUUCAGUGAGCGCGUUGUAGCCCCUGGCGAGCCCUUCUCUCUCAUGUGUGCGGCCAAAGGCGCCCCUCCCCCCACCAUCACCUGGACGCUGGACGACGAGCCGGUAGCGCGGGACUCGGCGCACCGGGCCAGCCAGUACACGCUCUCCGACGGCUCCACUGUCUCGCACGUCAAUGUCACCAACCCCCAGAUCCGCGAUGGGGGCGUGUACCGCUGCGCCGCACGCAACUCGGCCGGUAGCGCCGAGUACCAAGCGCGCAUAAACGUAAGAGGUCCUCCCAGUAUCCGGGCCAUGCGGAACAUCACAGCCGUGGCCGGUCGCAACACUUUCAUUAACUGUCGUGUGAUUGGUUACCCCUAUUACUCCAUCAAGUGGUAUAAAGACGGGGUGCCGUUGCCAGACAACCAUCGUCAGGUGGUGUACGAGAACGGGACUCUGAAGUUGAGCGAUGUGCAGAAGGGCAUGGAUGAGGGGGCGUAUCAGUGCAGUGUGCUCAUCCAACCCCAGCUCUCCAUCAGCCAGACUGUCUACGUCACAGUCAAAGUUCCUCCCCUCAUCCAGCCCUUUGACUUCCCUCCCACCUCCAUUGGUAAACUGAUGUACAUAGCGUGCGUGGUGUCCUCCGGAGACAUGCCAAUCCGGAUCACCUGGAGGAAAGACGGGCAGGAGAUUGUGUCGGGAACGUCGGGAGUCACCAUCGAAACCAAGGAGUUCAUGAGCUCCCUUCAGAUCUCCGAAGUUUCGCUCAAGCACAACGGAAACUAUACCUGUAUUGCAAGCAACAACGCAGCAACUGUCAGUUCAGAGAGACAACUCAUUGUGACAGUUCCCCCUGGUUUUCGGGUUCAGCCUAAUAACCAGGAUGGGAUCUAUGGCAAGUCAGAGGUUCUCAACUGCUCUGUGGAAGGGUACCCUCCUCCCAAAGUUGUCUGGAAGCAUGCCAAAGGUAUAGGGAACCCCCAGCAGUACCACCCAGUUCCACUGACGGGUCGCAUCCAGAUCCUGUCCAACGGUUCUUUGCUGAUCCGCCACGUUCUAGAGGAAGAUCGGGGAUACUACCUGUGCCAGGCCAGCAACGGAGUGGGGUCCGACAUCAGCAAGAGCAUGAUGCUCACCGUUAAAAUUCCGGCUAUGAUCACAUCCCACCCAAAUACCACCAUGGCCAUAAAGGGGCAGAACAAGGAGUUAAACUGCACAGCCCGGGGCGAGUACCCCAUCAUCAUCCGCUGGGAGCGAGGCGACACCGUUAUUGACCCCGACCGCAACCCUCGGUACUCCAUCACCACCAGCCCCAAUGAAAAAAGCGAUGAAGUUAUCUCCACACUGAAGCUGAAGCCAGCGGAGCGCGGGGAUUCUGUCUUUUUCUCCUGCCACGCCAUCAACUCAUACGGCGAGGGCCGAGGGCUCAUCCAGCUGACGGUGCAAGAACCCCCUGACCCCCCAGAGCUGGAGGUUCGAGAGGUCAAAGAUCGGAGUAUGAACCUAAGAUGGACGCAGCGGUUUGACGGCAAUAGCAUCAUCACCAGCUACGACAUUGAGUACAAGAACAAAUCCGACCCGUGGGAGCUGAAACAUGCCACCCGUAAGAUCUCGCCCACCAACAACCAGGCCAACAUUGUGGAGCUCCACCCGGCGUCAGUGUACAGCAUUCGCAUGUACUCCUACAACAAGAUCGGACGCAGUCAAGCCAGCAAAGAGCUGACCAUCAGCACAGAGGAAGCACCUCCUGAUGGACCACCCAUGGAGGUGAUUUUACAGCCAAUGACUUCUCAGAGUAUCCGCGUCACAUGGAAGGCACCUAAGAAAGAGCUCCAAAAUGGAGUGAUCCGUGGCUAUCAGAUCGGUUAUAGGGAGAAUGGACCAGGCAGUAAUGGACAGUACAGUAUAGUGGAGAUGAAAGCCACAGGUGACAGUGAGGUGUACACACUGGAUAACUUGAAGAAGUUUGCUCAGUAUGGUGUGGUGGUCCAGGCGUUCAACCGAGCCGGAACCGGACCUUCCAGUUCUGAGAUCAAUGCCACAACACUUGAAGAUGUUCCCAGCCAGCCACCCCAAAAUGUGCGGGCAAUCACGGUGACAUCGGACGAGGCGGUGAUCACGUGGUCGGAGCCUCCGCGGAUGACCCUGAAUGGGGUUCUGAAGGGCUACCGUGUGGUGUUCUGGUCCCUCUACCCCGAUGGAGGUGGGUGCUGUGGGGGCCAGACACUGGGGCUCAACCAGAAAUGGGGAGAGAUGCAGAACAUCACUACCACUCGUGAGCAGGUGGAGCUGAAGGGUUUGGAGAAGUUCACGAACUACAGCAUUCAGGUCCUGGCCUACACACAGGCAGGAGAUGGCGUCCGCAGCAACGUACUCUACAUACAGACCCGAGAAGAUCACCCCGGCCCUCCAGCGGGCAUCAAAGCAGUGCCAUCCUCUGCCAGCAGUGUUGUGGUCUCCUGGCUUCCCCCCAUCAAGCCCAAUGGUAUCAUCCGAAAAUACACAAUUUACUGUUCCAGCCCUGGAUCGGGCCAACCGGCACCCAGCGAAUACGAAGCCAACCCUGAGCUGCUGAUAUACAGAAUCACUCACCUAACCCGGGGUCAGCAGUAUCUGAUCUGGGCGGCUGCCGUCACCACUGCUGGUCGGGGCAACAUCAGCGAGAAGGUGACUGUGGAGCCUGCUGGGAAAGCUCCUGCUAAAAUCCUAUCUUUUGGUGGAACGGUGACCACUCCAUGGAUGAAGGAAGUCCGGCUGCCGUGCAGCUCGGUGGGAGAGCCAACACCCACCAUCAAAUGGACCAAAGACAGUGAGGACACCGCCAUCCCGGUCACUCAAGAUGGUCACCGCAACAUUCUUUCAAAUGGUACCCUGGUGCUACGCUCUGUGAAAGCCGAGGAUUCUGGGUACUACACCUGCACAGCCACCAACACACUGGGGUUUGACACAAUCAUCGUAAACCUGCUGGUACAAGUGCCUCCAGAUCAACCACGUUUGACCGUUUCCACCACAUCAACUUCUUCUAUCACUCUAGCUUGGAUUCCUGGAGACAAUGGAGGAAGUUCCAUUAGAGGUUUUGUGCUGCAGUAUUCAGUAGAUAACACUGAGGAGUGGAAGGAUGUCUUCAUUAGCUCCAGCGAACGCUCUUUCAAGUUGGACAACUUGCGCUGUGGAACCUGGUACAAAGUCAAACUUGCAGCAAAAAACAGUGUGGGAGCCGGUCGCAUCAGCGAGAUCAUUGAGGCCAAGACUCAUGGCAGAGAGCCGCAAUUCAAUAAGGACCAGCCCCUGUUCACCCACAUCAACUCCACCCACGCCCGCCUCAACCUGCAGGGCUGGACGAGCGGCGGCUGCCCCAUCACUGCUGUCCUUCUAGAGUUCCGCCCCAAAGGCACCUGGGCCUGGCAGAGCGUGCGCACCAACGCCUCGGCUGAUAUCUUCCUCGCCGAGCUGCGUGAGGCCACCUGGUAUGAGCUGAAGAUGAAGGCGUGCAACAGCGCCGGCUGUGGGAACCAGAGCUCCCAGUUUGCCACGCUAGAUUAUGAUGGCAGCACUAUUCCGCCUAUUAAAUCAGCGCGAGGGGAAGGGGACGAUGUUAAAAAGCUUUUCUCUAUCGGCUCCCCUGUCAUCCUGGUCACAUUGGGCAUGGCGCUACUCUUCAUUAUCCGCAAGAAACGCAAAGAAAAGAGACUCAAGAGACUCAGAGAUGCUAAGAGCUUGGCUGAGAUGCUUAUCAGCAGUAAGAACAAUCGAAGUUUUGACACUCCAGUUAAAGGCCCACCUCAGGGACCCCGGCUGCACAUAGAUAUCCCCCGCGUGCAGCUGCUCAUCGAGGAUAAAGAGGGAAUCAAACAGAUAGGUGAAGACAAGGCCACCAUCCCUGUGACCGACACAGAGUUCAGCCAAUCAGUGAACCCUCAGAGCUUCUGUACGGGCGUGUCUGUGCAUCACCCCGCCCUCAUACAGAACACAGGCCCUUUGAUUGAUAUGUCGGACAUCAGGCCUGGCACCAAUCCAGUAUCGAGGAAGAGCGUGAAGUCUGCGCAUAGCACGAGGAACCGCUAUUCCAGCCAGUGGACUCUGACUAAAUGCCAGGCAUCCACACCUGCUCGCACGCUUACCUCAGACUGGCGGACAGUGGGCUCCCAGCAUGGCAUCACGGUCACAGAAAGUGACAGCUACAGUGCCAGCCUGUCCCAGGACACAGAUAAGGGACGUAACAGUAUGGUGUCCACAGAGAGUGCGUCUUCCACGUAUGAGGAGCUGGCCCGAGCGUACGAACACGCUAAGCUGGAAGAGCACCUGCAGCACGCCAAGUUUGAGAUCACAGAGUGCUUCAUCUCAGACAGCUCCUCCGAUCAGAUGACCACGGGAACCAAUGAUAACGCAGACAGCAUGACCUCUAUGAGCACACCAUCCGAACCGGGCAUCUGUCGCUUCACUGCCUCCCCACCCAAACCACAAGACUACGACCGCGGCAAAAACGUGGCAGUGCCCAUUCCCCACCGCGCCAACAAGAGUGAGUACUGUAACCUCCCCCUCUACAUGAAGACGGACCCUUUCUUCCGGAAACAGGCAGAGCUGCACGACCCCUGCCCUGUGGUCCCACCCCGCGAGGCCUCCAUCCGGAGCCUCGCCGCCCGGGCCUACCACACACAGGGCCGCCACAUGACAUUAGACCCCUCCAAGCAGCAGGCCCUGACGCUGGGCCACGGCGGCCUGAGCAGCCUGACCAGCUCAGGGGCCUCCGGUACGUCGGGCCCAGCCUCAAGCGGGGCCGCUGGGAGCUCCAGCAUCAGCUCAGGCACGGCCACCCUGCCCCAGAGGACUCUCACCAUGCCCAGCACCUCCUCCACCUCCUCGGCCCCAAGCGGGGCGGCCGCCGGAGCAGGAGCCAGUGCAAGCUCCACGGGAGGCAGCGGCCCGACGCCCGGCAGCUCCAAGGUCGGGGGAUCCAGAGACUCUCUGCUAGAGAGCAGCUCGUCCGGCCUGGGCAGACUGCAAAAGCAGAAUGCUGGGGCGUACUCCAAAUCCUACACUCUGGUGUAGCUCACACGUAUACACAUACAGUACGUUCACACACACACCUGGAGUCUGGGCAGGGGCGGAAACGAACAAUGGCGGGACAGGGGUCUCUCUCUUUUCCUCUCUUUUACCUUUAUUUGCUUUCCUUUUUUUAAUUCUUCUGCUCAAGCUUUUUAUCUGGCCUUCUCCAGGAUUAAAUAUGCCAAACCCCCAGACCCUUUCCCCUGAUUUUGCCUUGUUUUUGACUUAAGUUGUAUCCUUCUCUCCCCCACCCCCCACUCCUUCUCUCUGUCAAAGACACCUUGGACCUUAUGCACGAAAUGCUUUCCAUGUGCACUUGUUCAUUUGAUUUCUCGACUUCAGAAAAUAGGAAAAAGCGGUUUUAAGAGAUAUAUUGUUUCGCAUUGACCCGUCUAGAUGUUUUUAGGCUGUUGAAAAAGUGUCUCUUUUUUAUGUCUCUCGCAUAGCUUCAUACUGCAACGCAUUGCCUCGGAAAGCUUAUGCAUAAACGAAUCCACCACGGUGUUCACCUUCCGCCCCUCCUGAUCCACAUCGGUCUGGAAAAACAGCUUGAAGACGAAAGUCUCAACCGCCUGAAUCGAGUCUUUGGGAUUUUUUUCAUGCAAUUGAUGACACAGUAUAGAGUGUUAUUGACUAUUUUGUAAACAAACAAGAAAAAAAAAUCAAGAAAAAAAUGUCUGGAGCCAUUUUCACAGCGGAUGUAUGGUUACUGUACUUUUAUUUUUUUGUUGGGUUUUCUGUUUUCGAAAUUUUGAACUUUAGCACUAAGGAGGGCCAGGUGGAUCCACUGAGCUUUCUCAAGCUUGUGUAUGUGUGGUGUGUGUGUAUGCAUGUGUAUGUAUAUGUGUAAAUAUAUAUGUAUACAUGUGGCAAGCACACAACCAGGCCUACACGCUUGGUCUCUCGGCAUCGGAAAGGGAGCGGCUUGGAGACGCCAAGUGCCACCCAUUGAGCUACAUGGUCUAGAGUUCGUCUGAAAGGGGGACAGGAUAUAGGGAGUGUGUAAAGGGUAGACGCGUCUCCCUUCUCAUCUCUCUUGGCUGCCUUCGAUAUGAAAGAAAGGCUCUUGUUUUGCUGUUUGUUGGUUGGUUCGUUCGUUUGUUCGAUUGUUUGUGUUUGAUGCCAUAUACUUAUUACCCCUCCUUCCCCACCCAGACCUCCCCAAAAACGUCACCACUUCCUCUGUCUCACUGUGAACGCCUAACAGCCUCUCCUGGAUGGACCGAGCACAGGCAGAAAGGCGGGAAGAGGGCAGAGAGGUAGGGAGGAAUUAGAGGCAGACGGGCCCGUGAACAGAGAGGGAGAGAUAUCUGCCGUCGCUGUGUAGCUUUUCUGCGUUUGUUCAUCGUUUCUCUUUAUUCUUUGCUUUCCUUCCCCACACGAAGACUCUAGCGGUCAUUCCUAUUUGAAGGUCAUAGAGACUCUAGCUUUAGGUAGCGCAGGGGUGGAUAAAGGAGGGAAUGAGUGAAAUGUAGGAGGGGAAGGUUUCAUUCAGCCCCAAAAUGAAUCGAAUAUCCUCUCAAUCCUCCUUCGUUCACUCAGUUUCCAAAGCAAAGCCCCAUCACAGAGAAACUUCCAAAAAUCGACAAACUCUCCCAAUGAUUUCAAUGGAAAAAAGUACUACAUCAGGGCUCCUGCAAUACAAAAGAAGAAAAAAAAAAGAAAAUAUAUUGCAAUGUUUGUUGUCAAAAUAUAUACAUAUAUAUUUCUAUCUAAAGAUAUAGUAAAUAUAUACGUGGUGAGAGCAGAGAUUUAAUGCCAUAUCUAAUUGAAAAAGAAAAAUUUUAUUUUAAAAAAAGAUUUGAAGACAAUCGCUCAGUGGGAGGUGCAGCAGUAAGCGAGAGGAGGUGUCGAUCACGAAACGCUGAGACAAACGGGUAACAUAACUAAGAGAGAUUGAAAAAGAACGGCAGAGGGUGUGUUUCGACAUGCCGCAGCAGUCGCCGUUUUGGGAAUUCUGGGAAAAGACCUUUGAGAUUCCCAAACUAACUUCCUGUCAUCGUUAUAAUCAGCCGGGCUGCAUAGUGCAACGUGCCUGUAUGGUACGAAGGAGAUAUUUAUGGACAUUUCCCAACACACUCUCUACAGUUGCUUGGAAACAAUGGAAAUUUGCCACCGCAACUCCAGCUCGUAGAUGGACCCACGACAUCUGUGAGCGCCAUCUGAAUCCGUGCACCAUCUCUACUGCCCAAACGAAUAGUAUAAAAUACCCACAGUGCUUAGAGAGCUUUCCGUCAGGCCCUUAAAGAGACCGUUCACCCAAAAUUGAAAAUUCGGUCAUCAUUUACUCAACCUCAUGUCGUUCCAAACCGGUAUGACUUUAUUUUUUCUGUGGAACACAAAAGAAAAUGUUUUGAAGUGUUGUUUUUUUUUUCCUAUAAAAAGAAAAAAGGGGAGAUGCAAAGUUAUCUCACCACUGUUGGAGUUUUCAUAAAAAGGCGGCCCCGUCUGCAGGUAUGAGUGUGAUUAAUUAGCCAAAAUUGAGGAAACACAAAGAUGAUUACAUUAGGGCUUUUCACACUGCGCUUAACCCUGGGUUAUCGUCGUUCUAAACACAGCUUGUUUUAGCCCCGGGUAAAGGCAAGUUUCCCACUAAUUUAGAAGCGGGGUUAGCACCUCUUUUUACCCGGGGUUAUGAAACCCUGCUCUGGAGCAGGAUUAGCCCCGCUUUUGCAGUGUUAACUCCACAUUGCGGUGCCAAACUUGUACAGUGUGAAAUGAUGCAGCUAGAUGCUUAGUAACAGACAACCAAUCGCGUACUCUUAUUUGCCUGCUUUGGACAGUCACGGAAAAAUUGCACAUUGUAUAUAAACAGUAAAUUCAGCAUUUGAGAGGAAAAAUGUCAAAUUCCGACAGAAAACGCAACAAUUUGAGUGAAGAUCUUUUCAUUCUUACCUUUAUAGUCUGAAAUGUUCAUUCAGUAUAAACUCGAUAGUACAGUCGGCAAUACGAGGAUGCGCAAUGCUAGAGCCAGGGUUGCCAGGUUUUCACAACAAAACCUGCCCAAUUGCUACUCAAAACUAGCCCAAUCAAGUUUUAACGGGGGGUCCCACAGUAAAAAUCACGUUCCGGGGGGUAAAAUCUGUGUUUUUGGCGGAGCUCCCCAGGUAAAAGUUGCAUUCCAGGGGCUAAAUGUCAUGUUAUUUGGGGUCGCUUCAACCCGCGGACAUGAAAAACAACCCGCGGCAACAGUGUAAAUGUAGCCCAAUUCCACGGGAAAACCACAGACGUGGCAACACUGGCUAGAGCUUAUGUAAACAGGACGCGUGCUACUUUCAUCCAAUCAGUGACACUGAUACUGCAAAUAUGCAAAUAAGAACUUUAACCCAGGGUUUAGGAAUACCCAGGAUUAAUUGUUAAAUUAUGAGCAGUGUAAAACGUGAAGCAAGAUAACCCAGGGCUUAGAAUGACCCAGGGUUAACUAUUUCAACAGUGAAAAGCCCUAUUAUUUUUCACCAAAAUUUCUAUAGAUAUUGCAAUAAUGUUGUUGCGCAACAGUAAUCGUGUAGUGAAAAUCUGAUAUUGUGACGGGCCCAAAUGAACAAAAUUUGAACCCCAAUGACUUUAAUUGAAUAUCAAAAAAAAAAAUUCCUCUUUAAUUUUUCAAAGAAAAAAAAAUAAGGUUUAGAAUGACAUAGGAGAAUAAAUUAUCACAAAUUAAAAUUUCAGGGUGAACCGUCCGUUUAAGGUGAGAUCGCUCCUGUGAUUUUAAAAAUUUAAGCUUACAGCAUGUCUGAAAGGUCAGAUCUUAUAUAUCAGGGGAAAGAUCGCUACAUUUAUGUACUGCAUAUUUAUUGGUGACUUAUAACAUGCAACCCCUGCAGACGUCAGCACAGGAAAUAUAGCACACGUUCAUAGUUUGUUCAACAGGAUUCAGUUAUAUGCAGCCGCCUGAGCAUAUCUCAUGUUAGGAAGACUUGACACAACAAAUCCUAAGGGACAGAAUAGGGACGUGUCAUGUUGGGUUAAAAAUUGAGCGUAUUGAACGAUAAUAUAUCUGUUUUUGGCAUAUGAAAGAAAAUCUGUUUGACUUACCACCAGGAGAUGUUUUAUUGGUGGCUUGAUAAAUUAGGAUUGUUACAGUGUACCCAAAGCUGUGUAAGAUAAAUAAAUUUGAUCGCCCAGAUCUAAACCAAUCUUGAGACAUAGUUGCGAAGAAUGUGGAUUUGUUUUAAAAACAAUGAAAGAAGUAUGUGUUCCUCUUAUUGCUGCUCAAAUGCCCACUGACUGGGUUUUGUCUGUCUGUUUAAUGGCAGACGUGCCCAGUGCAUUUUGCCAUGAACGUUUCAUUAGGAUUAGACCAAUAUCUAUAUCAGUAUUCAUGCCUGUUCAGGUGAAACAUUUUGUGAAAAUAUUCCCUUGACCACCCCACAAAGCCCUCACGUCCCAUGAUUUUUCACAUUUAAAAGACAGUUGCUGACUUGAAUUACAUUUUUUCUUUUCUUUUUUUUUUUUUUUUUUUUUUGCUUUGUUUAUAAAAAAUAUAUGUAUCCAACUUAGUUUUUUGUUUGAUUCUAUGAGGAUUUAUGUUGAAAAGAAAAUGCAGUUGUGUUACGCAAUGGGGCAGGCCUGUUUAGCCAGUCGAAUCAGGGACCCCAAGCUCCAACCAAUCACAGGAGAAGCUGUGUGAAUACUGGGCGGAGUCAGGAAUAGAACUCCAACCCCACACGCCUGUUUCCCCGCCCAAAUGAUCCGAUUAGCCCCUUUUCAUCAACCAAUAAAAAAAUCCUGCUAUACCCAAGACCUCCCUGUCAGCAUAAUUUCUAAUCUACAAAUAAAGACUCUUGUAUAUAUGAAACUGUUUUGUAUAAAUAAUUACUAUUUUCGACAUCUCCAUUAGCAACCAGGGCACAAUUGUAAGUCUGGUUAAAGGUAUAACUUUAAAUGUGAGGGGAUUAAAAAGACAAAAAAAGUAUAAAAUCUAACAAAAAAUACUUUACACCUUGAGUUUUGAAUGGGGCACAUAAACCCAGACCAGACGUCUGGUGUUUGAUUUAUCUUUUCCUUUUUAUAAUUUGUCUUAUGUUUUUAUUCAUUUAUGUUGUUGGUUGUUUUGUUUGUUUUUACUUUUGUUUUGUUUCUACCUUUUGGUUAACUUGACGAAAAAUGGCAUUGCAUGCUCUGAAUAUUUUGCUGGUUAUUAAAAGAAAAAGGAAAAGGAGACAAAUAACUAAAGGGGAAAAAAGUUUAAAAAAUGCGGAGGGGAUUCCUAAACUUUUAUGGAAAAGUUGCUUCAAUUUGCAAUUGCUUGUGUUUAAAUAUACAGUUUUUUUUUCUAUGAAAACAACACAAAAACAGAAAAAGAGUACUCCAACACCUUGUGCAAUAAAGCUAUCUUUCUAUGAA
This is a messenger RNA of Megalobrama amblycephala (Wuchang bream), 12172 nucleotides long. Its product is annotated as Down syndrome cell adhesion molecule-like protein 1 homolog. Lineage: Eukaryota; Metazoa; Chordata; Actinopteri; Cypriniformes; Xenocyprididae. Gene Ontology annotation, cellular component: axon; plasma membrane. The coding region runs from base 356 to 6829 and encodes 2157 amino acids. The transcript has 33 exons. The record is from RefSeq and is a predicted model, not a curated record. Gene Ontology annotation, molecular function: cell-cell adhesion mediator activity. Gene Ontology annotation, biological process: dendrite self-avoidance; homophilic cell-cell adhesion; axon guidance.